GGAGACUCUGGCCCGCUGGGCGAGUGCGCUUGCGUGCACCCGCGAGUGGCUUACUGAAGCUGCAGUGUCGGAACCUGGGGCGGUUCAGUCGUGGGUUCGAGUCCAGGGUCUUCGCUUCGCUGGUUCGUACCCUUGGCCACGAUGCUGUUCGACAAGGUGAAGGCGUUCUCAGUACAGCUGGAUGGCGCGAGUGCGGGCGCCGAACCCGUGUUCUGCGGCGGUCAGGCCGUCGCCGGCCGGGUGCGACUGGAGCUUUCCGGCCCGGCUCGCGUAGGCACGCUAAAGCUGCGCGCACGGGGCCGAGCCCACGUGCACUGGACCGAAUCCCGCAGCGCAGGCUCGAGCACCGCAUACACGCAGAGCUACAGUGAGCGUGUGGAGGUCGUGAGCCACCGAGCUACGCUGCUCGCUCCAGACACCGGAGAGAUCACGACGCUACCUCCUGGACGCCACGAGUUCCCAUUCAGUUUCCAGCUGCCCCCGACCCUGGUGACCUCAUUUGAGGGCAAACACGGCAGUGUCCGAUAUUGCAUCAAGGCCACCCUGCACCGACCCUGGGUCCCUGCCCGAAGGGCAAGGAAGGUAUUCACUGUCAUUGAGCCGGUGGACAUCAACACACCAGCCUUGCUGGCCCCUCAGGCUGGAGCACGGGAGAAGGUCGCCCGAUCCUGGUACAGUAACCGAGGCCUCGUCUCCCUUUCAGCCAAGAUUGACCGCAAGGGCUAUACACCAGGUGAGGUCAUUCCCGUCUUUGCUGAAAUUGACAACAGCUCCACCCGCCCAGUGCUGCCCAGGGCCGCCGUGGUCCAGACACAGACCUUCAUGGCUCGAGGUGCCCGGAAGCAGAAACGAGCUGUAGUGGCCAGUCUCUCUGGCGAGCCUGUGGGCCCCGGGCGGCGGGUGCUGUGGCAGGGCCGGGCACUGCGAAUCCCCCCUGUCGGUCCGUCCAUCCUGGACUGCCGUGUGCUGCACGUGGACUACGCCCUCAAGGUCUGUGUGGACAUCCCGGGCACAUCCAAGCUGCUCCUGGAGCUGCCACUGGUCAUCGGCACCAUCCCCCUGCACCCUUUUGGCAGUCGCUCUUCCAGUGUGGGCAGCCAUGCCAGCUUCCUGCUGGACUGGGGGCUGGGAGCCCUCCCAGAGCCUCCUGAGGCCCCUCCUGAGUAUUCGGAGGUGGUAGCAGAAGAGGCCGUGGCAGCUUCGGCACAGAGCCCCUUCCCGGAGCUGCGGGACCACCACAUGAACCUGGAAGGCCCUUUCUUCGCCUACAUUCAGGAAUUCCGCUACCGCCCACCACCCCUAUACUCAGAGGAACUGUCACGCGUAGACGGCACAGCCCAGACCCACCUGUGAGCCCUGUCUGCUCGAAGUGCCACUCACCCCUGGCUGCCCACAUGUGGGAGGGCCAGGGAGGGGCGUUUCUGGCCGUGGGUUCCCCCAACACUGGACAGGACCAUUUUCUACAGGAGGAUCCAAACCCGCCCUCCGAGGCCCUGAGGCCACGCUGCAUGACCUGCUGAGGGGCAAACGACUCCCUUGAAGGACAAGGUUACGCACAUGCUUCCAGCCACCAUGGACCCGGGAGGGCUGGGUCAAGGAGACCAGCCUGACUGCACUGGAUUUGGGGAAACUAAGUCUUGGACAGAGACAGGGCUGUUUCAGCGCCACGGAUGAGGAAGAGCCAGGCUGAAGUCUGGCUUGUUCGGACUGGCCAUCCACAUCAGGCAUCCAGUGCCCAGCAUAGGAUAGGAUGCCACCUGUGCCAGCUUCUGGGUAGGACUGAGGCCCCGUGACUGUCUAGUCUGAUGGAGACAGAGCCGUGCAGUCUCAUGGGACCAGAGGAAGGGGCUCAGCUGGAAGAGUCCCAAGAGGGAGCAAAGACGACUUCUGGGAGGAGAGGGCUCAGGCCUUGGUGUAUGACCAGUAGCUCAACAGGAAGGCAGGCGAGAGGGAGGAGUCAGAAGGGCAGAACUGAGUCAGGCCUGGAGACUGCCGCCUUCACCUCAGCCCUGGAUCGAGGCAGCAAGUGCCUUGGGCAGACGCACGACACGGUUCUCAGGAACAGGCGCUCAGGGAGGCCAGUGGUAGGAGCUUAGUGGGGUGGCCGCCCCAACUCUGAAGCUUUGGAGAGCCCACUAGUGAUUCUGUCCAAGCUGGAGGACUUGAGGGUCCUCCAAGUACUGCAGGGCAUGAGAAUCAAUCUGGGCCCUGGGGACAAAGGUCAGCCUGCGGUGACCAGCAGGGCAGGGGAGACUCCCGUGUCCUGGAGUGACAAAGCAUGAGGGAGAGCUCAGAAGCUCCCAAAUGGAGAGUUCCAGCCCCAGGUGGGCAGUGUGCUGCCUGGGACGCAGCAUUUACGAUAAGCCUUAAGUCAUUCUCUUUUGUACAAUUACUUUUUUUAAAUAAAAAUAUGGA
Molecule: messenger RNA, 2415 nt
Organism: Condylura cristata (star-nosed mole)
Lineage: Eukaryota; Metazoa; Chordata; Mammalia; Eulipotyphla; Talpidae
Gene: ARRDC2
Product: arrestin domain containing 2
Exons: 8
Coding region: 142-1353 (403 amino acids)
Biological process (GO): protein transport
Cellular component (GO): cytoplasm; plasma membrane
Source: RefSeq, a predicted model, not a curated record